AUGUCGUUUCUCGGUGGCGCGGAAUGCUCCACGGCGGGAAACCCUCUGACGCAAUUCACCAAGCACGUCCAAGAUGACAAGUCACUCCAGCGAGACCGGCUGGUCGGCCGGGGCCCGGGCAUGCAAGAAGGUAUGCGGUCACGGGGAAUGAUGGGCGGACAGGAUCAGGUGCGUGAGGAUAAUACCCUUGCAGAUUACCCUUUCCCCUCCUCGGGAAAGGCGGUGGUGUUCCCGCCCACACGCUUUUUGCAGAUGAUGGACGAUUUUAUGCAGCAACCAGGCCAACAAAUAUCCGGACCGUCGCCGCAGCCCUUCGCUAUGGAACACAUGCGUCGCGAGCUGGAGAAUUUCCAGUCCGCUCCGCAGCGGACGGGGUCGCCCGGGUGGGCUGCGGAGUUCGAUGCGGGAGAACAGGCGCGCAUGGAGGCUGCGUUUCCGGGUGCGGCGCAGAUGAAUAACGGGUCUGGGUUCACGCCGGCCGAGUUUGCGCGAUUCCAGCAACAGAAUCGUAUGGGUAUGCCCCAGACGUCAAGCCCCGGUACAACGGCGACCCCGCCACUUAUGUCGGGGUAUCAGCGGCCGAUGGGCAUGGGCGGCUAUAUGGGUGGCAUGGGCGGAAUGGGCAUGAUGCGGCCGAUGGGCAUGCAAUCGCCGAUGAUGCAGCAGCCCAUGGAGGGACAGACCCAGGACAAAGGCAAGGGCCGGAUGGUUGAGUUGGACGAUGAGAACUGGGAGGCACAGUUUGCCGAGAUGGAGACUGCCGGGAAUGAGACCCGUAUCGAUGACGAGGCAAAUGCGGCAAUGGAGGCGGAGCUGAACGAGCUGGACAGGUCAGUGCCCACUUCCAAUGAUGCCUUCGAGUCCGUAUGGGAACGAAUUCAGGCUGAGACGGCAGCGAGCAGGAAAUUGGCCGAGGAGGACGAUUUCGAGGUGACCGACAGUGUGCAUGUGGGUGACUUGGGCGACUGGGAGGGCUUCGACAGUCUCAAUACACGCUUCCGGGACCCGCAGCUGGGCGACUACAUGUUCGAAGAGGAUAACGUCUACUCAUCGGUGAAUAACCCCUUUGAAGAAGGUGUGAAGAUUAUGCGCGAGGGUGGCAAUCUGUCCUUGGCUGCCCUGGCAUUUGAAGCUGCGGUUCAAAAGGACCCACAGCAUGUACAGGCCUGGACGAUGCUAGGUUCUGCCCAGGCACAGAACGAGAAGGAAUUGCCUGCCAUCAGGGCACUGGAGCAGGCCCUCAAGAUUGAUGCCGGUAAUCUUGAUGCCCUUAUGGGCUUGGCCGUUUCGUAUACGAACGAGGGCUAUGAUUCGACUGCCUAUCGUACCCUGGAGCGCUGGUUGUCGAACAAGUACCCUUCGAUCAUCAACCCGAAUGAGAUCUCUGGCGAUGCAGACCUCGGCUUCACGGACCGACAACUUUUGCACGACCGUGUGACGGAACUCUUCAUCCAAGCUGCACAACUCUCCCCCUCCGGUGCUCAGAUGGACCCGGAUGUGCAAGUUGGUCUCGGUGUACUCUUCUACUGCGCUGAAGAGUAUGACAAGGCCGUUGACUGCUUCUCAGCCGCAUUGGCCUCCACGGAAUCUGGCAGCACCAACCAACGUGAGCAGCUGCACCUUCUCUGGAACCGUCUUGGCGCAACCCUCGCCAACUCGGGCCGCUCUGAAGAGGCCAUCGAGGCCUACGAGCAGGCACUCACCAUCAACCCUAAUUUCGUUCGUGCCCGUUACAACCUCGGCGUCUCAUGCAUCAACAUCGGUUGCUAUCCAGAAGCCGCUCAACACCUUCUGGGUGCCUUGUCCAUGCACCGGGUUGUUGAGCAAGAAGGCCGCGAGCGCGCACGCGAAAUUAUCGGCGGCGGCAGUGGGCCGGAUGGUCUGGAUGACGAGCGUCUCGAGCGGAUGCUACACAUCAGCCAGAACCAGAGCACGAACCUGUACGACACGCUGCGCCGCGUGUUCAGCCAAAUGGGCCGCCGGGAUUUGGCGGAUCAGGUUGUUGCGGGGAUGGAUGUCAACGUCUUCCGCAAGGAGUUUGAGUUCUAG
Messenger RNA from Penicillium macrosclerotiorum, 2049 nucleotides. RefSeq names its product tetratricopeptide repeat protein. Gene Ontology annotation, cellular component: cytosol; peroxisomal membrane. Gene Ontology annotation, molecular function: protein binding. Lineage: Eukaryota; Fungi; Ascomycota; Eurotiomycetes; Eurotiales; Aspergillaceae. The coding region runs from base 1 to 2049 and encodes 682 amino acids. The record is from RefSeq and is a predicted model, not a curated record. Gene Ontology annotation, biological process: protein import into peroxisome matrix, docking. The transcript is spliced from 2 exons.